Molecule: messenger RNA, 2946 nt
Organism: Pelodiscus sinensis (Chinese soft-shelled turtle)
Lineage: Eukaryota; Metazoa; Chordata; Testudines; Trionychidae
Source: RefSeq, a predicted model, not a curated record
CGGGACUGCCAGUGCGCCAACUGCCUGCUGGUGGUGGAGAGGCAGCGCGUCAUGGCCGCGCAGGUGGCGCUCCGGCGGCAGCAGGCCACGGAGGAUAAGAAGGGUCUAACAGGGAAACAGGCUAAUUUUGAGCGCAAAACAGUCUACCAGAGGCCUGUCAGGGCUCCCAGCUUGCUGGCCAAAAGCAUUUUGGAAGGUUAUCGCCCCAUGCCGGCAGAUCCUUACCUUGGAGGGAAUUCACCUUUGCCAGCCCCCGUAAGUGACAGGAUGAGAAAAAGACGGGCCUUUGCUGAUAAAGAGCUGGAGAACAUUAUGCUAGAGAGAGAAUAUAAAGAAAGGGAGAUGAUGGAAGCCACUCAAGCUGCUGCCCUUUUCCUGCCUAACCAUAUGGUGCAUGGAACUGAAUACAAUUCCUACAAAAAUGCCUUUAACCCUGCUCAGGUUGAAGCUCCUAACAAGGAGUUUUGCAACUUCUUACCAACCUGCCUUGACCUAACCAUGCAGUAUUCAGGAUCUGGAAAUAUGGAACUGAUUUCUUCAAAUGUCAGCGUAGCUACUACGUACAGGCAAUACCCCUUGUCUUCCAGAUUAUUGGUGUGGCCAAAACGUGGCCCCAUUAGUGACACUUUUCUUUACCAGCAAUGCCUACUGAAUGCUACUGCAGUCCAAGCUCUCAAACCUGGGGCACCCUGGACUUCCAAGACAUCACAAGGCCAGGACUGUGUAAAUUCAGAGCAUGACAUGAUGUCACCGAAAACAGAAAAUUCACUUGUGCUUUCCCAUGCUCGAGAAAUCCAGUGCAUCCCGCAGGAGGCUCGUGAGAGGUCAGCUUUCUCUCCUCCCAAAAAGACUUUUCCACAAAUUUCUGAGAAGGAUUCACUGGCUUCUCAAGAACACGUCUUAAGCAAGAUCAGCAAAGAAAAUGCCAAGCUCCCUCAAGCACUCAAGUACAACCAGUUCCACUCAUUUUUACAGCAAACAUUUCAUGACAAAUCAGGGCCUGAGUUAAAAACAUCAUUAGUAAAAGAGAGCUUUGAAGAGGCAUCUAAGAAAUACAGAGAGUACUCCAUCAGAGAGAACCAAAAGUACAAAUUUACAAUAGACAGAUACUCAAAAGACCUUUUUGGGGCCAAACAAGCUACAACAAAACUCUCAGUAAAUGAGCCUCUAUCGUUUUCAGUUGAAUCAAUCCUUAAACGACCUUCUUCUGCUGUCACCAAUGUUUCUCAGUAACUGCAUCUCAAAUGUACAAUUUAAAUGCUUGCUAUCAGCAGAGUUCCUACCACCUGCCUUUUCUCUCCAAAGAUUUGUACAAAGGAAUUUAUUAUCUAAAUGGUGAUUUAAAAUAAAUGUGUACAUAAAUAUGCAUGUUUUCUGUCAUGAAAAUAAAUAUUUAAAAUUUGAAAAUGAAAAAACUGUACAUGUGUGCACACUGUAAAAUGUAGGUUUUGUAGAGCACUUCAAACAUUACAAUAAAAUGAGGUAACUUAUGAACAUACCUGUUCUUUGCAAAGCCAAGAGGACAUUAUCACUUCUGCCCUCCACAUCUCUCCCUCUCAGAAAGGGUAUCCACUCACUUGCAGAACAUGCAUAAGCUACUGUUUGCUAUUAUGGAGCAUAGGCUAUUAUUGUUUGCUAUGCCAGAGUAACCCAUCUCUGCCUUGUACUUAUAGUAGUUCACAGAACAGACAACAACAGCAGUGCCAAUUUACCUGCUAAUAUGCAUCAAAGUAAUCUUUUCAUUGGUUUCAAUUGGCUUUGGAUCAGGCUCCAACUGUCAGUGCAGUUCUGUUGUGCUAAACUCCUGGGAAGGAAGAGUAGUUUAUUCUGGGCUUCUCUGUUGAGACUGCCAUCAUUCAAACAGGGCAUUCAUAGAGAAGUUUUGAUAUGUGGAGACAGGUACAAGGGGAAGGAAGAUGGAAGAAUCGCAAAGUGCAGUGACUCUUAAGUGCUUGUAGAUAAAGGUGUGUUGCUGUGUCAAAUGGGCAUUAAAAUCCCAUUCAAAUGUUUCGCUGACUUGUAAUAUAUCAUUUCCUAAAACUUUUCAAUUUUAAAAAUCACAAGCUGGACUAGAUAUUAGUGUCACCUUCAAUGAAAUGAACUUUGGGGUAUAAAAAGUUGCACAGAAUAAUAGCUACCAAAAUAAAAUUAAGGUAUAAAAUUAAGAGGAGAUACGAUAGCUUUGAGUCCCUUUUGUAGGCACUGGAAAGAACAUGAGGCUAAUAGACAGAGCUUACCUCGGCCUGAAGUCUCCCUCAGGUUGUGGAAAACUUUACCUAUUAACUUUGAAUCUGAAUUUGACACACUUUUUCCUGUUCAUUUAUUUUGCUAUUUUUUUCUAUUGUCAGCUUAACAGAACUCACUUUUGUUUUGCUUCUUUCUAUAUACAUUUAUUUUAAUCCUAUCAAUGGGUUUACAUAGCCUUAGGUGAUACAAAAGAUCUUUAGUAGCUGGAUGAACAAGUUGCAGUGGAUGGAUUAGGUUACAAAUUCUGAGUAAUGAACAAUUUUUGUGAAUUCAUUCAUUAUUCAGAAGUGUUUGAUAAUUGCUUUUUCCUGAGCAGAUCUCAGUCCAUGAAUUGCCUACUAUGAGCCUAUAUUUGAGUUGUGGAAGUAGUGUUAGCUAAAUCACAUCAGACUGUUUCUGUUCCCUGAUUGGAUGAUCUAACAUUCAUAAACUCCUUCUGUGUGGCUGUCUUCAGGUUUUAUGCUGUUGCCAUCACCUGAGUUCCUCUUUCUAUGUAAAAUCAGUAGAAACAGCAAAGUCUGCCUUUGCCUGAAACAAACUUCACUGAAUAAUACAAACAAAUGUUUUGUGAUUUAACAAAGCUUCGCUACUGGUUCAAAAUUCACUUUCCAGGAACAUUCAUGGAAAUAACACUUUUCCUGUGUGAUUGUUAAAUAGAAAGGGAUGUGAACUCAAUAAAAGCAAAAUUAUAUUUGAAGG